AUGGAUCUGAGGCUCAAAAUGUCAAAGGUCUCAUCGACCAACCGGGCCGCGUCACAAACCAGAAGUUUACCAGCACUGGUACGAAUCACCCCUCCAACAACCAUCUUUCCUCCCCCCCCCCUCCAAGUCGCUACAGCUGCAGCACAACGACUACAUCUCAACAAAGACAUGGACUCUGUAAGCUUUUAUUCCAAAUCACUUCCCCCCUAGAUAGUCCCUAUUGCUAAUGAUCACAGCACUCGGGCGCCUUUAGCUGGCGGCUUUCAGCUCAUCCGCUAACGCUCGGUUUCUUUCUUGCGUUUCGUCUAGGUUUGAUCUCUGCUCUUCCCCUCCUCCUCCUCCUCCUCCUCCUACCCGGCGCAUCCAUAGCUAAUAAUAAAUCACCUGAAUAGCUUCAAUAUUUACAUACCUCUUUGGCCUCUGGUUCUCUCCGAAAUUGUAUCCUCCCCUCACUUGGCGCUUCCACAAAAAAAAAAAACUCACUGACACGCAUCCUCCACAGUGUUCUGAUCUUCAUAAUUGUAAUUCUCCUCCUAGCCGCGGACUUCUACUAUUGCAAGAACAUCGCGGGCCGCCGUCUCGUCGGCCUCCGCUGGUGGAACGAGACGAACCCAGAGACCGGUGAGCAAACCUGGGUCUUUGAAUCCCCCGACGAGACGCGCCAGAUCAACGCUACAGACUCGCGCUCCUUCUGGCUUACCAUAUACGUCGUCCCACUGCUGUGGGUAUUUCUGGCUAUCAUCGCCAUCGUCCGGUUCGAGUUCAUCUGGCUCUCCCUCGUUGUCAUUGCUAUUAUCCUAUGCGUCACCAACGGCGUGGCGUUUUCUAGGGCGGAUAAGUUCGGGAAUGCUAGUUCCUUUGCUGGCUCCGCGUUGAAUAGCUCUGGUGGUGGUGCGGUCAGGAGGUUUGCUGGGAAUAUGGCCACCAGGAUGUUUUUCUCCGGUGGGAGAUGAAUUUGUUUCAGUGGCGGUAGAGAGUUCUUUUUGUUUGCCGAGAUUCUGCGAAGGUUGAACCCAUCUGGUAGCGGCGACAACGACAACGAAAUGGCUGACUGGGCGGGUGGGCGGAUUGACCCCAGUUAAAAGGUUGGACAAAAAGGAGUGUAAUUUUAUGGCGUUCUGUUGCUUCAAUUUACUUUGGAAAUCAAUC
Molecule: messenger RNA, 1149 nt
Organism: Tuber aestivum (summer truffle)
Lineage: Eukaryota; Fungi; Ascomycota; Pezizomycetes; Pezizales; Tuberaceae
Source: the annotation of a GenBank genome assembly